This is a messenger RNA of Dromiciops gliroides (monito del monte), 9686 nucleotides long. It is a transcript of the gene NHLRC2, whose product is annotated as NHL repeat containing 2. Lineage: Eukaryota; Metazoa; Chordata; Mammalia; Microbiotheria; Microbiotheriidae. The record is from RefSeq and is a predicted model, not a curated record. The transcript is spliced from 11 exons. Bases 253 to 2436 code for a protein of 727 amino acids. Gene Ontology annotation, molecular function: protein binding.
CAGGGGGGUGGGGCCACGAUUUGGUGUUUACAAACAACUGGAACUUCGCUGUUUAAGAGUUUUAAACAAAACACGUAGGCAGGAGGCAGAUCCCGCCGCGGGGGGCGAGGCGAAUGUGCCGCGCUGAAACCGAAGGGCCGGCAAGGCUUCCUCCCCCCGCCCCCGCCGGCCUCCCCCCUUCCCCCUCCCCCCGCUUCCCUCCGCCGGCCCGGGAAGGGAUCCGGCCCUCGCAGCGGGAGAGACGCAGAGAACAUGGCGGCCCCUGGAGCCACGGUCGCCGGCCUCUCGGCCCUGCUGCCCGCCCAGACCUCGCUGGAGUACGCGCUGCUCGACGCCGUCACCGCUCAGGAGAAAGACACCCUGGUCUACCAGUACCUGCAGAAAGUGGACGGCUGGGAGCAGGACCUGGCCGUGCCCGAGUUCCCGGAAGGACUAGAAUGGUUGAAUACAGAAGGUUCCAUUUCUGUCUACGAGGAUCUUUGUGGAAAAGUAGUAGUCCUGGAUUUCUUCACUUACUGCUGCAUCAACUGCAUCCACCUGCUGCCUGAUCUUCAUGCAUUAGAACACAAGUACACUGAUGAAGAUGGCCUUCUUGUUGUUGGUGUUCAUUCAGCUAAAUUUCCAAAUGAAAAGAUUCUGGAUAACAUUAAAAGUGCUGUUCUUCGAUAUAACAUUACCCAUCCUGUGGUUAAUGAUGCUGAUGCCAUCCUUUGGCAAGAUCUGGAAGUUUCCUGUUGGCCAACCCUGGUCAUACUUGGACCCCGUGGAAACAUACUUUUUUCUUUGGUUGGAGAGGGGCACAGAGAAAAAUUGUUUUUAUUCACUUCAAUGGCUUUAAAGUACUACAAAGACAGAGGACAAAUUAAAGAUAAUAAAAUUGGAAUAAAACUUUAUAGAGAUUCUUUGCCACCCUCAUCAUUACUUUUUCCUGGCAAAGUAACAGUAGAUGAUGUGUCUCAUAGGUUAGUGAUAGCAGACACUGGACAUCACAGAAUUUUGGUUGUUAGAAAGAAUGGACAAAUCCAGCACAGCAUUGGAGGUCCCAACAGUGGAAGAAAAGAUGGGACAUUUUUAGAGUCAACUUUCAAUUCUCCACAAGGUGUAGCCAUAAAGAAUAACAUAAUAUAUGUAGCAGAUACAGAAAACCACUUGAUAAGAAAGAUUGACCUAGAAACUGAAAUGGUGAGCACUGUGGCUGGCAUUGGAAUACAAGGCACAGACAAAGAGGGUGGAGCAAAAGGAGAAGAACAGCCCAUCAGCUCACCUUGGGAUGUAGUUUUUGGAACAUCAGUUUCAGAGGUCUGUAGAGAUGAUAUUCUGUGGAUAGCUAUGGCAGGAACUCAUCAAAUCUGGGCACUUCUUUUGGAUGACGGGAGAUUACCAAAGAAAAGUGAGUUGACAAAAGGAACUUGCCUUCGGUUUGCUGGAAGUGGAAAUGAAGAAAAUCGAAACAAUGCGUAUCCCCACAAGGCAGGCUUUGCCCAACCUUCAGGUCUUUCUGUGGCUUCUGAAGAACCUUGGAAUUGCUUAUUUGUAGCAGACAGUGAGAGCAGUACUGUCAGAACUGUCUCACUGAAAGAUGGUGCUGUGAAACAUCUUGUAGGAGGAGAGAGAGAUCCCAUGAAUUUAUUUGCUUUUGGGGAUGUCGACGGAGCAGGAAUCAAUGCGAAGCUUCAGCACCCACUUGGAGUGACUUGGGAUAAGAAAAGAAACUUACUUUAUGUGGCAGACUCCUAUAAUCACAAAAUUAAAGUUGUGGAUCCCAAAACAAAAAACUGCACUACGAUUGCUGGUACAGGAGAAGCAAGUAAUAUUAUCAGUUCAACUUCUAUAGAGUCAACUUUUAAUGAACCAGGUGGCUUAUGUAUUGGAGAGGAUGGUAAUUUGCUAUAUAUUGCUGAUACAAAUAAUCAUCAAAUUAAAGUGAUGGAUUUGGAAACAAAAAAUAUUUCUGUGCUCUCUAUCAUCAGUUCGGAAACUGCUGUUGUUGAUGGUCCAUUUCUAGAAAAGCAGGAGACAAUAAAACUACCCAAACUUCCUAAAUCUUCUCCAAAUAUUAAGCUUUUACCACUGACCGUAUCUCCUGGACAGAAUCUUCAGUUUAUAUUAAGAUUAGAUCUUCCUUCAGAAGCAAAACUGACUGAAGGAGCACCUAGUUUCUGGUUUCUAACAGCUGAAGGUAAUGAAUGGCUUCUUGAAGGACAGACUCCAUCAGGAGAAAUUAGGAGUCUUUCUAAGCAACCUGUGAUAUCUCUGAAGAUUCCUUGUAGUUGCUUGUCCUUUGAAGUAGUUGUGUCCAUCUGUGUGUGCCUCUAUUACUGUAGUGCAGACAGCAGUGCCUGUAUGAUGAAAGGAAUUCUAUUUAGUCAGCCAUUACAGAUUGCUAAUACAUACCACAGUAACAUACCUCCAGUAGAGUUGAGAUAUGUGUUUUAGACAGCCAAUGCUCCACAUUUCAGCCAGUCACUUUAACUUAUUGCUCACCAUUUUUAUUCAAGCAACCAAACAGAUGUCUUUCCUUCUGUCCCUUAUCACCUAGUAUUUAAGACAGAAUAACUUGAAAUUCAUUACUUUGUGAUAGCAUCUGCUGUUUAAGUAAAAUUAUAUUAAUUUUCUACCUAUUUAUUAUAUGGAGAAAUAUUCACAUUUUGUUUGUGGACUAGUUAAGUCCUAGGUCAUAGUUUGGACUGUGGCUCUGUAUGGAGUAUGGCUCUGUAAAAUAACUAUGUUCUAAAAAGAAAGGUCAUGUUUGAGCUCCAUAUUAGGACUGGUAAAAUUAGGUGCAGUUGAUAAAAUAUGAAGUACUUUAUCGAAUUUGCCUUUAUUAAACUCUGUAGGAUCUUUCAGUAAAUCCACAGGACCUUUCACAGGAACCACGAUUAGGUCUCUAAAAUUUUGUAAAGAAUUGUCUGAAUCCAAAGCAUAGGUUCUUUCUUAAACUAAAAACGGUUCUUCUAUCACAGUAAAAUUUUAAAGUGGAACUUAAUUAAUGAAUUUACUCAUUGUUCUCUCCUGUGAAUAUCUGAAUUAUAGUAUGUAUUUAAAAUGUAGAUUUUACCUAUUAUAGGCAAACUUAGUCUGCUGCUCUUAUACCAUCAUGUUUGCCUUAUAUGAAGAGGAUAGCCUUAGGAAAAAAUUACAGAGAUUGCAUUUGAACACACUUUUUUGAAAGCUUCUCUUUGAACUUGGGCUGAAAUUCUUACUAUAGUUAUACCAAACAAUGAAUGUGGUCCAGCAAAUGUUCUAGUUUUGCAAGGAAAAGGAUUUUUUUGUGUGUUACCAUUUAUAGGAACAUCAUUAGAGAAUUCAGUGUGAAUCAAAUCAACACUGUACCUCAUGAACUUUUUAUCCUUCUGUAUUAAUAGGAAACACAAAUAUAUUUGAUCUCUUUUCUUUCUUCCAGAAUUAAAAUUCUAUGAAUUUUGUGUUAUUUUUUAAAACAGCUCUUUAAGUAUUCAAAGUGGAAACACUCUACUACUGUUGCUAGAUGUGGUAUAUUGUACAAACUAAUUCUCCAUACUGUCAAAGCUGGGUUUAGGUUGUUCUGAUGAUCUUUCUUUUCUCUUUUACUAAAAAGAACAACCUUUGAGGACACUUAGAAGGGCUGCUUUUUUAUUAGUAAGCCAUAAAAGCUUAUUUUUUAUGCUAUUGAAAUAACUGUAAAAUGUGUACUAGAAUGAGAAUGACAUUUUCCCCUAAAUUAUAAUUUUAAAAAUAUCUUCAAGGCUUUUCCUGACACCUUUUAGUUAAUUGUUGAGAUGGUUUGUCAUAUCUGUUACUUUCUACAACAACCGAACCUGCUUGCGAUUUGAUCAAAUGUCUUGUUCUUAAAAACAUCAAGGGAUCCAUAUUAAUUCAUUCAGUUGACAAAUACUUAUUGAGCAUAUGGAGAGGUAGGCUUUUUUUUUCCUUUCAUGAAACUGAAUAUCAUGAAGAUCUGUAUCUAUGGAACCAUUGCUAGGAUGUGAAAUAUAAUUAAAUAUUACUGGCCCAUUUUUCUAUAUUGAUAAUUAAGUUGUCAAUUUGAAAUAAUUGUCUGCUGUCAUCUCAUGGUUGAAAUUCUAGUUAAGGAUUUAGCUUAAUCAGGAAAUUUAAGUUAGAUUGUUUAUUUGCUAAAUCUGUCCUUUAAGAAGACUUCAAAAUAUAUGUGGGGGAAACAACCUUGGAUUCUAUGUCUUAUUAGCUCAUAAUUUCUUUCACAAAACAAAAGAAUGAGCUUCAAUACCAAAAGUUGGCGUACUCUUAUUCCCAUUGUCAUAGCAUUCUAACUUGGCCAGAAAGAAUAGUACUCUAGAUUCUCGUUUGAUUUAUUGGAUUUGUCUUUUCCGGUUGGUCAGGAUGAGAAUACUCUGGCUCAAUCAUUUCCUAUUCCAAAAGAACAUAGAUGCUUUCACAUGUUCUCCAAACGUACACUUAACUUAGUUCAGAAAUAUUUUUAAAGGUAAAUAUAUUAACAAGUAUACUUAAUUAUGUGCUCUCAAAAAGAAUACUUAUUUCAGAAAUAUUUUCUUAUAGAAACUAUAUUUACAUGUUUAUUAUUUUUAUAUAUUAUUAAAAGAUAUUCAAGAUACUUUAUUUUUAGAACUGAUUUUUCUCUUUUUCAGACUAUGUUUAUGUCUUUAAUCUUUGAAGUAUAAUUUUUAAAAAUUAUUAUCAUGCUACCAACUGCAACUUUUUUCUCAUUGAUAACACUUGUUUAUCAGAGACUAAUCAAAUUGGUGAAUAAACCACAGGAUAUGUUCUUUUAAACAACACUAAAAUGACCAGGAUUGAAGAAAAUAAAAUUUUAAUUGAUUAUCAAAUUGAAACAAGUAUAAGGAAUAAAGAGCAGACAGUUGGGGAUAAUAUUUCUUUGGUUUUGCUGUAUUCAUUACCUUUUGCACAUUUUUUUAUUUUUGCUUGGCAGCUGCUUAAUUUAAUUUGCCCAGUGAUGGUGUUGUUAAUCAGUCACAUUUCAAUGAAAAGAAAUGUACUUAAAUGUCUAUAAUAAGGUAUUUGCUCACAUUUUUUAACAAAAUAAAUAAAUUUUUUAAAGCAAACUCAAAAUAGAGGUAGUACUUAUACAAGGUCAUUCUGCUCAUUUGUAGCCAUUUUUAAUUUUUUUUCUUAAUAGCAGCAUUGUAUAGAUUAUUUGUGGGAUUUCCGUGAUUUUAUCCACAUGAACUCAGUGUUGCUGUAGUUCAUGCCAAAAAGAAAUAUUUAUUUUAAAUAUACUGUUCUAUCUUGGUCAAGUGCUUAAUCUGUUUACAAAGAAAAGGCUAUUCUGAUUUUAAAUAUAGGUUGCAACAAAUAGUACACAAUAGGCUACUGUUAUACCUUGGCUCAUUUAAAAAUAUUCUUAAUGUUUAAUAAGAAGGCAAAGUUGAAAAUUUUGAAGUAUCCAAUUUUUUUUAUUAUAGUGGCCUACCUACAGUUAGUAAUCUUCUUCCUCAUUUUCAUUUGUCUUUGUGAUAAAUACAAUUAAGAGUUCAUAGUGUCAUUGAAGUAAGGAAGAUUUUUUAAUACAGUAAGAAAAUAUGAAAUUAUACGUGAAAAAAUUUAAAAUUUUCACUAUAUGAUAAAAAAAAUUUCUUAGCUUCUAGUACAAAAAAACCACCCAUUGGUCUGUAUUCGUGUUUGAAACUUUUGUUUAUACUUAACAACUACCACCAUUAUUUAACUGGUUUAAACCUAUUUUUGACUCAGUUGUCAUUCAUUUACAUGUGAAGACAAUUUAAUGUAGUUGAACAUACUGUAGUGCUCUGUAUCUUUUAGCAUCCUCAAGAUAAACUAUGACAAAGUAAACACUAAUAUUUUACAGCAUUUUUUUUAAAAAAUAAGAUUUUUGGAACAAUUGUUAACCAAUUUUAUCUUUCCUAAACUGUAUAUUCUGGAGAAGUAUGAAAAUGGAAUUGAUCAUGCCAUUUUUGCUCCUUCAUUAUUAAUUUACAUACUUUAGUUCUUUGAAAAAAUUUUUUCUGACAGCAUUUCUUUUAAGUAAGUAGGAACAUAAAUAUACCGAUAUCUCACUACAUAAUAAUGCCUUUGGAAUCCAUGUUACAGAACCCAAAGUAGACACAUCUCAUUCUGAAUUUUAUAGCAAGUGUUGGAAUUUUAUUUAAUACAUCUAGAAUCAAAUAAGACAUUUCUCAUAUAUACUUUUCCCAGAAGAAAAGACUAAUUUUCUCUUUUUAAAAUUUAUUCUAAAGAGAAAUAGUUUCUCCUUUUAUGCUUUUUAAAAGUCCUGAUAAUAAUUAAAAUCAGCGUUAGCCAUAGUCUAUCAAUAUGUCUAACAAAAAAAAAUUACUUAACAAUGAUUUCCUUAAAGGAAAUUUAAAAUACUGAUAUUUAUAAUACCAGUGAUACUGAAAUUAAACAUGAAUAUUUUAGCUAUAUUGUCUCCUGAGCUUUGUUGCUGUAGCAUUCAGGGUCUGAAAUAGUUCACAUUUUUAAUAGUUCAUUCCUUAGAUAUUUCAUAGGCCCUUUUUUUCCUCAGAUUCAUACAAUGCCCAGAAUACUGUGAGAAAUUUUACAUUCCUGGCAUAUGUAGCCCAUUCUAACAACUUCCCAUUGUGGGGGUUCAAUAACUUUGCAAUGUUAACUGUUCUACUAUUGCUAUCUUAAUUAUCCUUAGAAAUAUAAUUAAGACCUUGUUGUAAAGACACAUUCAAAAAUGAAUUCCUGAGCACAGGAUUGUUUGGAAUUCUUAAAGAGUUUCAUGAAUAUUCAAGUAAGAAAAGUUUAAUAAAAGAUCUAGAAACUCUUAAUAGGCUAACCUGUUAACACAUAUAUAAAAUGCCUCAGUUUUAUAUGUGGCACUGUAUGAACUGUAUUACACAAAUAAAACAGACCUAUAGCAGCUAGUCUUCUGCUCUUCUACCCCCACCCCAUGACAAUACACUUCAACAGGCAUUAGGGAUCCUGAUUGCCCUUUACUACAGCCUAUCUGAUCCUUUAAUUAAUCAUUAGGCUUUCUUGUGAAAACAAUAUAGUGUCUACUAAGUUGUGAUCCCAAAUUGCCCAGGUUCAGUAAUGAAACCUUUUCCAUUAUCAGCUCAUUGCUCUCCUAUGAUUAUGAUCCUCAAAGCUAUUUUCAGUAAUUCUGCCACAAAGCCCCAUUCUAAAAAUCAGCAUUGGGAUAAAUUGGUGUUGUAUUUAAAGAAUGAUGCUUGGGGGAGAUUCUGGACCAGAAGUCCAGACACUCAUUGUAGUUGUGGCUGUGGCACUACCUGGUUGUGUGACCUUGGGCAGAGCAUUUAAUCUCCACAGGCCUCAGUUUCCUCAUCAGCAAAAUGACAGCCCUUCCAGCUCCAACUUGCAGUGGUUACAGGUAGUUCAGGUAAAGCAUUCAAUUCAUUAGGUGCAACUGAUUGAUAGUAAGCAAGAUUCCCUUUUCCUUGUUCUUAUGUGAUGAUUCCUUGAUGUGAAAUAAUUGGACCUUGAGAAUAUGUAUAGUAAUAUGUUAAUUUGGUCAAAAACUUUUUUUAAAAAAUUCAUUCAAUAGAGUCAUGUGAAGGGGGGGGUAAUUUGAAAUUUAGAGAUUUAAGCUAAUGUUUUACGUGUUUAAUCCCUACUUAAUUCACUUGUAAUCUGUGGUGAACAAACCCUGGACCUGUUAAAAGAUCAGGUCAGACUAGCUGCUGGUGGUUCACUGUUUUGCCUGUAGAUAGAUGAAAUAAAAAGAAAUAAAAUGGCAGUCUCUGUUCAGGUCUUCAGAAUGCACUCCCCUCGGUUCUUAACUGUUGAUUUGGUUUAAUUAUUUUCAAAGGUUAAUACCAUGAAGUCAGAGCUGGAAAGUUAAACCCCAGAUACUUGUUGUGGAAUGUUUGCAUAGCUAUAGUUAGGCAUUGUUUGAUGUGUACCUCUUCUUCAUUGGCAUGCUGCUUUCAAGUAUAGCAGAGGGCAUUUUGUUCUGUUGAAAACUCCAGGACAAAGAGAAAGAAUUAUAGGUAUUUCUAAAUUUAUUUCCCUACCUAGACCACCAACCAUAUGCUUUAAAAAAAACACACACUUCAGCAAUAUGCCCUUUUAACAGUUUAACUUAAUUCAUAUGAGUUAGAUUUCUUCAGCUCUGGGUAGCAUGUUUUCUGUAGCCCGCAUUUGCCCUAUUGAUCUAUAUAGUUAAGCAAGAUUUGGCCAUUCGAGUUUGUUUUACCUGAAAGAGUUAAAAUUGUCAUCACAAUGGAUGAAUAGUAUGGACAAGACUAGAGUAAUGCUGUGCUUCCCCCCCCCCCAUCCCCAUAGCCUAGAGUAUAUUUAGCAUUUAAAAGUAAGUGAAAUCUUUGUAUCUAGAAACAGAAGAACAAGUAUUCUGUUUGCAUGGUUUCAUUUGAUUUGACUUCUCAUAAGAAAUAUGUAUUAAGGUAUAUAGUUGAACAAAAACUGAAUAGUCAAUAUUUGUGAGGGCAUGAAUUGAAAAGCUCUGCUUAUUGAAGUCUUAUACUGUCAUAUAUGACACUGUUGUAUAAUACUGUCAUGUAACAACAAUAUGUGUGAUUGUUUUAGGUAUUUUAACAGUCUUUGUGCCAGUGGGAGAAGCAUUCAGUGGCUCUGUGCAGUAAUGUGUACCUGCUGUUAUGUGGUCUGCAACACUUUACUAAGCUUAGCCCAGAUAAUUUUUUUUCUGAUAAAGGAUUGAAAUGUCUCCCUAAAUGAAUACUAUUAAAAUCAGUCAUCCACAUUUAUCUAUUUCAAAAAUACCCCCCCUAUUUUCUCAGCACACCAUAAUCCUCAGUCUUUAUACAGCAUACAAAAUACAUUUUACUAGUAUGUGCUUAUAUUUGAAGAAAGUUAACUAGAUAUAUAAGCACCAGAGAAUAACAGGAUGGCUUUGUUACCAUGAGUCAUUAUCUCCCUAAGCAUAUAGCAGUGGACACUGGUGUGGCAGUUAGGAAGCCACCUUGGGAUUUUAAAACUGCUGUAGUUGGGGCAGCUAGGUGACACAGUGGUUAGAGCAGCAGCCCUGGGGUCAAGAGUACCUGUGUUCAAAUCCGGCCUCAGACACUUAACACACACUUACUAGCUGAGUGACUUAACCCCAAUUGCCUCACUAAAAACAAAAAACAAAAAAACCCAAAACCUUCUGUAGUUAAGCCACAAUAUGGAUAAUGUAAGAUUGACUCUGAUUUCAACUUCUUAUUUUGAAUUGAACAGUUUAGAACAUUUCUUCAAACUGCAUCCUCAAACUGGACACAUUGAGGAGCCUUGGGCUUUUCCUAUUGUUUGUGUUGUAUAAAAAGUUAAGAAUUGCAUUUCUGAGUUGGGCUGCCAUGCUGUCUUUUUCAUAUCUGUCAUUCCAAAUGUUUGAUUCAAAUCUUUUGAUUUCAUUUUAUUUUGCUUUCUAAAGAUAAAAUGCAGUAAAGUUCUAUUUAAAUAGGACAAAAUGACUCUAGAUAUAUGUGAUGUUAUCUUUAGACAGAAUUGUUUUAAAAUAUGCUGUGCAUUUGUAAAGUACUUUAUGUGGACAGAUGAAUAUUUUUAUACUGUGCUAUUCAUUUUAAUAUUUCUACAUUUUAAAGCUGAUUUUCUUAAUCUUCACUAUGAAUUUUAAAGCUAUGAGAGAAUGGUCUUUAUUACCCAAUGAAGAGAAGUAUAAAACUUGUGGUUGAUACAAAGUAUGUGCUUAUGCUGUAUAUGCACUGAAAUCUGUCUCCUUUUCUAAAGCUUUGUACUUUUUUCAUUAAACAGAUGUAAUAUUUUCUCUCUAA